Molecule: messenger RNA, 1486 nt
Organism: Anopheles bellator
Lineage: Eukaryota; Metazoa; Arthropoda; Insecta; Diptera; Culicidae
Product: ataxin-10
Exons: 4
Coding region: 52-1413 (453 amino acids)
Biological process (GO): neuron projection development
Cellular component (GO): cytosol
Source: RefSeq, a predicted model, not a curated record
UCCGGAUUUUGCUUUAUCGAGGGAAUUGGUGUUUUUUGCAGCGGCGAUAACAUGAUCGAUCUGAAGAAAGAUAUUGCUGAACAAAAUUACGAGCGUGUUUUGGAAUCUCUCAAUGCACUCAACGUUAGCGAAACCAGCUGCGAUGACUUCAGACGCGAGGCAACCAAUCUUUUUGAGACAUUCCUUGUCUGUUACAACUCGCUGGAUGCUUCCGCAAUCUCUGUGGCCAUGAAAUGCUUGAAUCUGCUUAAGCGGGCCUGCGCCUGUGGGGAAUCGUUUCAAAACAUCAUUAUCUCGCGGGACGGAUUCCUGGAGCGCUUUCGUGUGAUUCUGGUGGAUGAGAAAGAUACGGUCGCUGAAAACAUUCGUGCCAGUUGCUUGCAGCUAAUGGGCAAUCUUUGUGUACAAAACAAAGCGAAUCAGGAGAAGAUUAUCGGAAAGCUGCACCCAUUCCUACUUGAUAGUAUAGUAGCGAACGAUGCACUGGCCAAUGCAUCAGCUAUGCUUCUAUACAACGGAUUCAUCUAUAAGGCGAGCGGUGUUAGCUUGAACACACUCCUCGAAACGCUGCUGACCAACGUCGAAAUGAACCGCGUUCUGCAGCAGGAUUUACCGGAGUUUGUGGGCAUUUUUCUCGAGUAUCUGAUAAGUGAAAGCAAUGAGAUAGUGGAUGUUCUCGAAGGGCUCGAGUUCAGCAAGAAGAUGUUGUUGUACCGCUAUCUCAUCGAAUAUAUGCGGCAGGAGGACCGACGGAUCCAUCCGAUUCAUCCGGACAUCUUCAAACAUCUUCUGGCCCAGUUCAAGCAGCAAUCCGAUGGCGUUCUCAAGACGGAAAACGUGCAACUUGAUGGGCCGGCCACCGAGGAAGUGUUCACGCUGCUUGUUUACCUCUCGGACGCAUCAUGCAUUGAACCAUACUCAUCAUUCUUGCGCCACGAUGGAGCGCUAUUUUUAAACCUUGGAUGCCUGUUGCGUCAGAUGCAGCUACUCGGUAAAUUGGGUACCGAAAACAUCUUCACACCGGUGCAGAGCAUUGAGGAAAUGCUGAAAAUCAAACAGGGCACCAGUGAGCAAAACAUUGAGGCCGACAUAUCCUACUCACUGCGAUCGGCAGUAGUAAAAGCCCUUGCUAAUAUGGCGUACAAGUCGAAGAAAAAUCAAAAACUAGCCAGGGAUAUGGACAUAAUGGCGGCGAUAUUGGACUGCACCAGUCUAGAUGCACGAAAUCCUCUGAUUAAGGAAUGGAGCAUAUUGGCCAUACACAACCUGUGUGAGGAUAAUCCAGAAAACCAACAGUUCAUCUCUAGUCUCACGAAGCUUGCAAUGGCGGAAAACUCACUGCUAAAGGAGUGUUCUGCGGGAACAAUUCGGAUUGGUUCCGAUGCCCAGCCGUACAUCAGUCGAAAGAAGUAGCGUGGUGUUGACAACGAUAUUGUUAUUACUAUUUUAUAUAAUAAAACUAUGUUGCGUCUUGCACGACUAGGAA